Molecule: messenger RNA, 1770 nt
Organism: Thermothielavioides terrestris NRRL 8126
Lineage: Eukaryota; Fungi; Ascomycota; Sordariomycetes; Sordariales; Chaetomiaceae
Exons: 1
Coding region: 1-1770 (589 amino acids)
Source: RefSeq, a predicted model, not a curated record
AUGAGUUGCAACAACAGAACGCCCCAGAGGAACCACCAGGAAAGCGCCUCGAUGUUCGACUCGGACCGCAUCCUCGACAGGAAAAUCGAGAGACAGGCGCUGCCGGGGAGCUUCUCGUCCAACAUCGGCAGGAAACCGCCUUCCCCUGAAAACAAAGCAUCGGUCCGGUCGGUACGAGCCAUGGUGCGCUUGUUCGAGCAGUCGGCACGCAGUUCGGACAGCGCAAAACCACAAGCCAGCAGGCCGAGCCAGGCGUCCGAUACAAGCGGCAGAGCCGGCGGCGGCAGCGAUGGAAGUGAAGGCUGCCGGGCUCACCACGACAACGACAACAAAGAUCACGAACCAGUUGUCCGGCACACGGAACCUUCAAUGUUUCCCGCUGCGCUGGCAUUCGGCUGCCAAGUCGAGGAGUACUCGUUGACGCUACUCAAGCACAAGUCCUAUUUCAAUAACAGGCCGCUGGCCCGAUGUCUCGACGACUUCUGUGCGAAGGAAAAGGACAGCAAACCGGAGCGGGUUAGGGCCGCGAGGGAUCAAGCCAACGAACCAGCAGUAGAGAAGAAGAGGGGCAACGCAAAUGGAGGCAAAGAGGGUCAGGCAGACCAGGGCACCUGCCCCAUCACGCCGCCCAAUCGAAACCAGACCUCGUCGCCCAUUCAGCAGCUGGAUAGCCUGAGGAGUGGUCUCCUCAGCUGGCAAGGGGAAUCGGAACGCGACACACCAGGACCAGGUCACAAGUGGACGGAACGCGACCCGCGAGAGGUCGACAGGUUCUGGUGCAAGGUGCGCACUGAGCUAUGGCUUGAUGAGGAUGAAAUAUACGCGGGAAGGACCGGACCAGCGGAUAUUGUUGGUGUGGAAACAUCCGCUGGGCAAGACGAAUACCAUUCUUCAGAAUCAGCGGCUUACAUCCUCACCCCGCCCCUCUCAGACUGCUCUAGCCCCGAGCAGGAACACCCUAUUCUCCCUGCACCGACCAGACCUCCGCCCCCGGUGCCGACCGCCGCUCGAAGACAGUUUGAUUCCAUUGACGCGCCCCGCGGCAGGCAGCGCUCGACAACUUCUCUCCAUGAUGUCUCUGACCAAGAUCAGAACUGUCCCGCUUGGGACGAGCCGCCGCCGGCCGCGUUCCCUAGACUGAACAUCUCGGCCCCCAGCGAGGUGCCUAUUGGCGACCUCCUCUCCGAAGGGUAUCUCUAUCCGGAGCCAGAGCUGCCUGCUUUGAGUGAACCCGACCGGCCGCUCCCUGUUCCAGAAACAAGUCCCAGACACUCACGCCACACCAGCAGGAGCAGCGGCCCAUGGAUGCAUCCGCCGACCUGGCGUUCGCCUUUCCCCUUGAGCAGCUCCUCUCCGCCCCCGCCCGUACCGCCGCUGCCCGCGCUGCCGCCGCCAUCCGUGUCGUCAGCAUCAGCAACAACAACGACCACAAACCAUUACCGCCGGCACGUCAGACACCGGCACCAACCUCACUCCUCUAAGGCAUCCACAUCCAUCUCCAUCUCCACCCACAGCGUCGCCGCCACCGACGGCCGCAGCAGUGACGCCAGCGGCAGCGCCCAAAGCAUGCACAGCAGGGAGCGCACGCACAAGACGUCGACCAGCUCCACGGCCACGCGCUCCUCGCGCUCCGGCUCCAGCGCCGACCUCUCGGCGCACCGCCAUCACCACUACCCGCCGAGGACGGCGCCCCGGCGGCGGCUGACGGCGGAGGAGAAGCUAUCCGAGAUCGACGCCUUUCUUUCCUCGGAUCCGGAGCGGGAGGAUUGA